Messenger RNA from Brachypodium distachyon (stiff brome), 1394 nucleotides. RefSeq names its product RING-H2 finger protein ATL67. Bases 390 to 1127 code for a protein of 245 amino acids. The transcript has 2 exons. The record is from RefSeq and is a predicted model, not a curated record. NCBI's taxonomy places the organism in Eukaryota, Viridiplantae, Streptophyta, Magnoliopsida, Poales, Poaceae.
UAUCUACCUGUAAUAAACCUGAUGCGGUGCGCGUCCGCUGGUGUCACGUAAUAACGUACUACUGCUAUGGCUGCGUGACUGCGUCCGUUUUGUGCUUGUAGCCUUCAAGGCCACCGAGCAAGGAAGGGCGGACGGGCGGCUGCCGUUGGAAGGCAUCGCGUGCUUCUCCGGCCCCUGCUGCCGCUUCAAUUCUAGGCUUCAGAUAGGAUCCACGCGACACGCAACGAAGGCCAAAACGAGGAGUCGAGUUGAGUGCGAAUCACACGCAGAUACCACAAAUACACACAGCCCCAACUGACACAGCCCCACUAGAGAGAGGGAGAGGAGAGGAGGAGCCGAGGAGAAGAAGAAGGGGGGAAGGGGAGAGAGAGGAGGAGGAGGGCGCGGGGAUGGCGUCGGGGGUGUCGACGAGCAUGGUGCUGACGCUGCUGGGCUUCUGCGUCAGCGUCCUCUUCAUCGUCUUCGUCUGCUCCAGGCUCGUCUGCGCGCUCGUGCGCCGCCGCCGCCGCCGCUCCCGCGCCACGCCGCUCCCGCCGGGCUUCCCGCCGCUCGCCGCCAACUACUUCUUCGCCGUCCAGGUCGACCGCCUCGGGGGCGCCCAGCCCGCCCCCGCGGGGCUCGACUCCGCCGCCGUCGCCGCCUUCCCCACCCGCGCCUACUCCUCCUCCGCCGCCGGCGCCUCAACGCCUUCCUCCUCCGCCUCCUCCGACGCCGCACCGCAGUGUGUCGUCUGUCUUGCAGAAUACGAAGAUAAAGAUCUACUCCGAACUCUUCCGUAUUGCGGCCACAAUUUCCAUGUGGCCUGCAUAGAUGUUUGGCUAAAGCAACACACAACAUGCCCAGUCUGCAGAAUUUCACUGUCUGACUAUCCUGAUAGUAAGCACACCGUGCCUCCUCUACCAAGUGCUGCGAUGACACCUCCGUAUUCCCCUGAAGCAUCAAGAUCAGAUCCGUGCCAUUGCCUAUUUGUCGGCACAGGGCAUUCGGCAAGAUCAUCAGAUGUUCUCCGCAAUGAACCCGACCAGGCGAAUCAGACGGUGCCCGGCCCGUCCCUGGAUGGGCCAAACAACUUGUCACUGUCUGAGGUUACCUCUCCUGGCGAGAAUAACAAUGACACAGUAAAAUAGCACAUGCAGACUCCUCUUGUUCCACAGGUCGUGAUCUACCCAGCUAGGACUCUGCAAGUUGCUGCUUGGAGUUUCUGUCCUGCGGACUGUCUGUCUGCACGGUACGAUAAACAACCUGUAAACUUAGAAACAUCUGCACAUGUGGAGGUGUUGCCUGUUAUAGGUUAGUUUCUGCGGGUUCUCUGUAAAUAUGAGAAAUCGUCCGGGUUUCUUGUCAAAAACCAAAUCUAUUUGAUAAUCACAAACAAAACAGUUCGUUGCAUCCAA